Arachis stenosperma is the source of this 689-nucleotide messenger RNA. RefSeq lists its product as uncharacterized. The coding region runs from base 92 to 397 and encodes 101 amino acids. The transcript has a single exon. The record is from RefSeq and is a predicted model, not a curated record. NCBI's taxonomy places the organism in Eukaryota, Viridiplantae, Streptophyta, Magnoliopsida, Fabales, Fabaceae.
UAAAGCAGUCAUUGUUGUUGAAAGUAUUCUCAAUCAUAGCAACGUUUUCCACCAUUGAUAACAUAGUUUCAACUACUACUUAAACACCGAAAUGUGUCGCGGAGUUAUGGCUGUUGCAUCCACCACUAUUGGAGUGGUGGAGGUGCUGAAGGAUCAAGGCUAUUGCAGGUGGAACACCACCAUGAAAUCAUUAGCUCAAGGUGCCAAGAACCACGUGAAAUCAGCACAACAGAAGGCUAAUAGCAACAAGAAGAAGAUGCCUCAGCAAUCUGCUUCUGCUUCCUCAGUGAUUGCCAAUAAGCUGAGAGAUGAAAUUGAUGACAUUGAGCACUUCAAGAAGGCUGAGGAGUCUCUUAGAACUGUCAUGUACUUGAGCACUUGGGGUCCUAAUACUUAGUCUUAUUAAUAUUUACAACAUGUUACAACUCUCUCCCUUAUUAAAUAAUUGUUUAUCUGAAGAGGUUUUAGAUACAUAAUUUUAAUAAUGGAGAGAAUAUAUAGCUGAGUGCUUAUAAGUUAUAACAGCACUCAGCAUCACUGCUUAAGGAAUAAAAUUCUGCAUGGUUUAUGAUAUGUACUUUUUGUUUAUGGUGUUUUGUUGGUUGAGUCAUGUUUUUACUUUUAGCAUGGAUGUGAGUUGCUUUGAAUAAGUAUAAAUUUGCUAUCUCAGUUCGGAGGAGUUUUUCUUA